UGCAUCUAUCUCAUUGCUAAAAAGAGAUAUGAUUAAAUUGAUAACCUCUUUUUAUCUUUAUUUUGUAAUUUGUUUUAUAUCGAUUUCUGGAACAUUCUACACAGCAGAUUCUCAGUAGGCAGUGAACUUAAUUAUUGUGCCCACAAUAAAAAUAUAUAUUAAAUUUCUGUGAAAUUUUCCAAACUGCAUUAGUAAAAAGACCUCUUGUGAACAUCGGUCGAAGGUUUCUAGCAAGCAUGGCUGAAGCUCUAAAAACUCAUGAAGUCAUUCCUGACGUGGUUGAUACUGUCCCAGCUGCUGUCGCUAAAGUAUCUUAUCCAAGUGGUAUCAAUGUGGAAAUUGGCAAAGAGUUGACUCCCACCCAAGUAAAAGAUCAACCAACUGUUGAUUGGAAUGCAGAUGAUAGCAGCUUUUACACCUUGUGUAUGACAGAUCCAGAUGCUCCUAGUCGUAAAGAGCCCAAGUUCCGUGAAUGGCAUCAUUGGCUAGUUACCAAUAUCCCUGGUAAAGAUGUUUCAAAAGGAGAUGUUUUAUCUGCAUAUAUUGGAUCUGGUCCUCCACCAGAUACUGGUCUGCAUCGUUAUGUUUUCCUAGUAUACAAACAACCUGGAAAACUCGAUUUUGACGAAAAACGCCUUACAAAUAGAAGUGGAGAUGGUCGUAACAACUUUUCCAUCAAAAAGUUUGCCCAAAAGUAUAACUUAGGAAAUCCUAUUGCUGGCAAUAUGUAUCAGGCUGCUUUUGAUGACUAUGUACCUAUUUUAUAUAAACAACUUGGGGGAUAAAUAUGUGACAAUGACUUUUAUAUGUUCAACCUGCUUUUAUGUAUGCAUCUUAUUUUUAUUAUAUUCCGGUAAUCAAAAUGUUCUAUCAAGGUCUAAUGUUGAUGUUGGAAUUUAUAGAAAUUUGUUUAAUAACUGAAUAAAGAUAACAUCACUUUAUGUAUUUUUGA
Trichogramma pretiosum is the source of this 952-nucleotide messenger RNA. Its product is annotated as protein D2-like. Lineage: Eukaryota; Metazoa; Arthropoda; Insecta; Hymenoptera; Trichogrammatidae. The record is from RefSeq and is a predicted model, not a curated record. The coding region runs from base 237 to 785 and encodes 182 amino acids. The transcript has 3 exons.